Messenger RNA from Epinephelus lanceolatus (giant grouper), 6110 nucleotides. RefSeq lists its product as uncharacterized. NCBI's taxonomy places the organism in Eukaryota, Metazoa, Chordata, Actinopteri, Perciformes, Serranidae. Gene Ontology annotation, molecular function: RNA polymerase II cis-regulatory region sequence-specific DNA binding; DNA-binding transcription factor activity, RNA polymerase II-specific. Gene Ontology annotation, biological process: regulation of DNA-templated transcription. The record is from RefSeq and is a predicted model, not a curated record.
AAACAAUAGAAGAGCUGGUAGCGUUAGCGUCAUCUGUGAUCGGUUAUUACCGCGAGUCUCAGCGCUGAUAAUCAGAUCAGAUCUGAUCAGACCAUCAUCAUGUCCUCUGUAGAGUAUCUGAGGGAGUUUGUGUCCGAGCGGCUGACUGCUGCCGCCGAGGAGAUCUUCAGGGUCUUUAAGAGCACCAUCAUGGAGUAUGAGGAGGAGAUCCACCGUCAGAGGAGGCUGCUGGACAACAUCUGGAAACCUACAGAGCUCCCACAGCAGAGUGUCUGUAAGGAGGAGGAGGAGGUUCAGGAGAGGAGCUCCACUGUGGACCAGGAGGACCCCGAGCCUCCACACAUCAAAGAGGAACAGGAGGAGCUGUGUAAGGAGGAGCUGGUCCUGAAGCAGGAGACAGAUGCGUUUAUAUGGAACCCUUCAUACGAGGACAGCGAGCAUGACGAGGAUCAGACGGUGACCUUCAGUCCUGAUGAGACGGCAGAGGACGAGUCUGGAGGACACAUCCCCAGUAUUAGCUUUGUGUUAACAGAUCCAAACAGAGAGCAGCAGCUCCGUCCCCACAGCUCCCAUCAGCCUGAGAGACAGAGGCACACAGGAGGCGGGGACGGAGACGCGGGGUCAACCAGAGACGCAGAUGCACAACCAAAGACUCAACAUCACAUCAACCAAAGUCACAGCAACAACAUGGCCAACAUGUCGGGGACAUACCACCACACAGGGAAGAAGUCCUUCAGGUGUGACACCUGUGGGAAGGACUAUAAGUACAGGUCCCUGCUGCAGAGACACCUGAGGACACACACAGGUGAGAAGCCAUUCACCUGUAAGAUCUGCGGGAAAGGUUUAAAGAGCAGCACGACACUGACCGUCCACAUGAGGACGCACACCGGAGAGAAGCCGUACGUCUGUAAGAUCUGCGGGAAGAGAUUCUGUGAUGUGUCGGCGCUCAUCGUCCACAUGAGGAUCCACACAGGUGAGAAGCCAUACACCUGUAACACCUGUGGGAGGGCCUUCAGACUGGGCGGUGACCUGACCGUCCACAUGAGGACGCACACAGGCGAGAAGCCAUAUGUUUGCAAGAUCUGCGGGAAGAGAUACGUCGGCGCAUCCAAUCUGGCGAGACACAUAAGAUCACACACGGACAAGUAGUGUCAUCAACACAUCAGCUGGUUCACACACACAGAGGUCACACAGGUGAGGAGACACACCUGAGACACCUGUGGAACAAAGUUUGACUCAAGUCUGAUUCAUGAAGAAGAAAAAACACCUGAGGAACACCUGACAGGACGAACACCGAGCUGACGCUGCUGCAGAGGCGAGCUCACCUGAAGGACACACUUCACAGCAGAGAGGUGGACUCAAGUCACAUGACUGAGUCACAUGACUGGACUCGAGUCACAUGACUGAGUCACAUGACUGGACUCAAGUCAGAUUCAAGUCACAAGUUUGAUGACUUUAAUAAUGAUAAACUUUAUUCAUAGAGCACGUUUCAUAAAGAGAUGCAGCUCAAAGUGCUUCACAGUAAAGAUGCAAAACAAACGCAACUAGAGUUACUGCCCCUUGGUUGUAUGACUCCGCCCACCUCAAACGAGACGAUAAUAAAGUCCUGACAUCCUCAGACGAGACAAUAGUAAAGUCCUGACGUCCUCAAACGAGUGAAUAGUAAAGUCCUGACGUCCUCAAACGAGUGGAUAGUAAAGUCCUGACGUCCUCAGAUGAGUGGAUAGUAAAGUCCUGACGUCCUCAGACGAGACGAUAGUAAAGUCUCGAUGUCCUCAGAUGAGUGGAUAGUAAAGUCCCAACGUCCUCAGAUGAGACAAUAGUAAAGUCUUGACGUCCUCAAACGAGACGAUAGUAAAGUCCUGACAUCCUCAGACAAGAGGGUAGUAAAGUCUUGACGUCCUCAGACGAGAGGAUAGUAAAGUCCCGAAGUCCUCAGACGAGACGAUAGUAAAGUCUUGACGUCCUCAGACGAGACGAUAGUAAAGUCCUGACGUCCUCAGACGAGACGAUAGUGAAGUCCUGACGUCCUCAAACAAGUGGAUAGUAAAGUCCUGACGUCCUCAAACGAGACGAUAGUAAAGUCCUAAUGUCCUCAAACGAGUGGAUAGUAAAGUCCUAAUGUCCUCAAACGAGUGGAUAGUAAAGUCCUGACGUCCUCAAACGAGUGGAUAGUAAAGUCCUGACGUCCUCAGACGAGAGGAUAGUAAAGUCCCGAAGUCCUCAGACGAGACGAUAGUAAAGUCUUGACGUCCUCAGACGAGACGAUAGUAAAGUCUUGACCUCCUCAAACGAGACAAUAGUAAAGUCCCGAAGUCCUCAGACGAGACGAUAGUAAAGUCUUGACGUCCUCAGACGAGACGAUAGUAAAGUCUUGACAUCCUCAAAUGAGACGAUAGUAAAGUCCUGACGUCCUCAGACGAGACGAUAGUAAAGUCCUGACGUCCUCAAACGAGUGAAUAGUAAAGUCUUGACGUCCUCAAACGAGACGAUAGUAAAGUCCCGAAGUCCUCAGACGAGACGAUAGUAAAGUCUUGACAUCCUCAAACGAGAUGAUAGUAAAGUCUUGACGUCCUCAAACGAGACGAUAGUAAAGUCCUGACGUCCUCAAACAAGUGGAUAGUAAAGUCCUGAUGUCCUCAAACGAGUGGAUAGUAAAGUCCUGACGUCCUCAAACAAGACGAUAGUAAAGUCCUAAUGUCCUCAAACGAGUGGAUAGUAAAGUCCCGACGUCCUCAGACGAGACGAUAGUUAAGUCCUGACGUCCUCAAACGAGUGGAUAGUAAAGUCCUGACGUCCUCAAACGAGACGAUAGUAAAGUCCUAAUGUCCUCAAACGAGUGGAUAGUAAAGUCCCGAUGUCCUCAGACGAGAAGAUAGUUAAGUCCUGACGUCCUCAAAUGAGUGGAUAGUAAAGUCCUGACGUCCUCAGACGAGACGAUAGUAAAGUCCCGACAUCCUCAGACGAGAUAAUAGUAAAGUCUUGACGUCCUCAGACGAGAGGAUAGUAAAGUCCCGAAGUCCUCAGACGAGACGAUAGUAAAGUCUUGACGUCCUCAGACGAGACGAUAGUAAAGUCUUGACCUCCUCAAACGAGACAAUAGUAAAGUCCCGAAGUCCUCAGACGAGACGAUAGUAAAGUCUUGACGUCCUCAGACGAGACGAUAGUAAAGUCUUGACAUCCUCAAAUGAGACGAUAGUAAAGUCCUGACGUCCUCAGACGAGACGAUAGUAAAGUCCUGACGUCCUCAAACGAGUGAAUAGUAAAGUCUUGACGUCCUCAAACGAGACGAUAGUAAAGUCCCGAAGUCCUCAGACGAGACGAUAGUAAAGUCUUGACAUCCUCAAACGAGAUGAUAGUAAAGUCUUGACGUCCUCAAACGAGACGAUAGUAAAGUCCUGACGUCCUCAAACAAGUGGAUAGUAAAGUCCUGACGUCCUCAAACGAGAAGAUAGUAAAGUCCUGACGUCCUCAAACGAAUGGAUAGUAAAGUCCUGACGUCCUCAGACGAGACGAUAGUAAAGUCCCGACGUCCUCAAACGAAUGGAUAGUAAAGUCCUGACGUCCUCAGACGAGACGAUAGUAAAGUCCCGACUUCCUCAGACAAGAAGAUAGUAAAGUCCCGACGUCCUCAAACGAAUGGAUAGUAAAGUCCUGACGUCCUCAAACGAGACGAUAGUAAAGUCCCGACGUCCUCAAACGAAUGGAUAGUAAAGUCCUGACGUCCUCAGACGAGACGAUAGUAAAGUCCCGACUUCCUCAGACGAGACGAUAGUAAAGUCCCGACGUCCUCAAACGAGUGGAUAGUAAAGUCCUGACGUCCUCAGACGAGACGAUAGUAAAGUCCUGACGUCCUCAAACGAGUACUUUCUAACUAACACCGUUUUAGUUCAUUACUUUGCUAAAAUUGGUCAAAUUUGUUGGCAAGAAAUUGUCAAAUUACAGAUAAAAAAAACCCGAAUACAACCGUAACACGUGAUCAGGUUUUGUCCAUUUCUGCCUCGGGAUUGGCUGCAGACUGACUCGGCAGAGAUGGCGGCCAUCUUGUUUUUCCAUGGAUCAGUGUAAUGUGGUUUUGCUGCCACUAGAUGGCACAAAAAGAGUCCACGGACGAGGACAACAGGCAUUAAGCAGAUUGAAGUAUAAGGAGCAGAGGACACUAAAUGUGAUGUCCUCAUGUGAGGACGCAGGGUCACAUUUGAAGACAUUCCCUCAUGGUGUUGUUGACAUACUAUGUUCACGAGAAAGGCGCGCAUGGACCGACAACCUAAAAACAUAAUGUCUGCGGCCACAGGUAUCUGUGAUGCGGAGACGUGAAAAGGACGAUAAGAUGAGACAAUAAAAAGACAGUUGAUGAUAAACAAAAUAAUAAAGUGAAGGUAGAGAGAUCAGACACCAGUCAGAGCAGGAAAUAUUGUAGAAUUAAUAUAAAAAAAUUAAAAGAAAGACAUUGAUUAAAAGUCAGACGGCAUAAAAAGGUUUAAUAACAUUCAGUUUUGUAGCAUCGUUUACAAAAAGCUGCUCCGCCUUUUUUCGUGUGUAUAAAUGUGUGUAUUUCAAACCCAUCAUUCAGCAGAUCUGAGAGCUGCCAAAUGAUGAUUGGACGACAGAGUCUGUGACAUCAGCUGGUCCCAAACCUUUAAACUUUAAACACAAGUCAGAGAGCGUUAACAUGUGCUCUCAGAGACACACGGAGCCGGCGAGACGCAGCUGGAACCAGGUCAUAUGUUCUGUCUUCAUUGUUUGUUAUGCUGAAAUGUUUCAUGUUUGGACAGACGGUAUAAAGAAAUAAUCUCGUGUUUAAAAUAAACGUUUUUCUGCAUCUUUACAGGAACGGACCUGCUGAUGUUUCUGACGUGGUAAAACGCUUCUCAGUCACGUCUUUAUGUGUGAAAUCAAAUUUAAAUCUGAAUUUAAACUCAAUUUGAAAAAAAAUCAAGACUUCGAACCUGACUCGAACUUUAACCCCAGUGACUCGUGACUUCACCUGGACCUCAGCCUUUUGACUUGAAAACACCUGAUAACGUAUUUCCAAAUUGUUACACAAUUCAAAUUAAUUUCCCUUCACUUCCUGAAUUACUAAUGUUAAUGUUAAAUUUUUCCAUUCAGUCGACACUUAAUGAUCCAUUUUGUUUGAGCCAAUCUGACAUCAUCCAAUCAGGUUGCAGGACAGAACCAUGAGAAACUAACGCCACGUUACUGAGCGCCAGCAAGAAAAAAUGAAGGAUCAUUUCAGUCAUGUAUGAAAACUAUGUUAUGGGAAAAAACAAAACAAACUGCAGUGCAUAAAAUAUCAAACAUCACAGACGGAGACGCAACAACUUCCAACUUUGUUAGACGUGAAGAUAAACAGAGAACAGCAGGUGGAGGCUAAUAAUAACAAAGUUAACAAGCUAAUGCUAAGCUAAUGUUAGCUUCAGCUUCAAUUCAGUUAAAUUCAACAGAACUUUAUUUAUCCCAAAGGAAAUUCUCGUGCAUAUUACAGUAACAACAAUAAACAUUAUUGUUAUAAAACAAUAAACAAGUUAAAUAUCUGUCAAAAUAUUCAAUAUAUAGAUAAAUAGAUAGAUAGAUAGAUAAAGUGUUUAAGGAGCAAAAAGCAAAAACCAGUGUCUGAUAGAGAAACAACAGAAGAAGUAAAAGAGUUACUAAAGAUGAACUGAAAUGGUGGAAAGAGAUGAACUGCAGUUGUCAUGGUGAUAUUGAACAUGAUGCAGUUCAUCCUGUCACAGUGCUGCUGAUGGAGGUGAGUGGUGACGUAGCUCAGCAACAUUUUAACACGUAAAUUCAAAGUUUAAAAAACAUUUACAAUCGUUGCACAUUUAAUAUAUAUUUACAGGUCACAGUGAUAAACUGGGUUUAAUGUAUCAGUGAUAUAAAGGUUAUCAUACUGUGUACAUUUGAUUAUCUAUGAUGUUAAAAAACAACUGACGGAGAGUCUCAACUUUGAGUGUUUUUAAAGAGACUUUUUAUAUGAACGUCCAUGAACCAAAACAAAGUGUGACGAAAGGCUGCAGCUCAACUCUCAACUUGAUUUUACUUUUUACACAAACUUUAAUUUGAAAAAUGUUUCAGUUACACUAAUAAAAUGUUUGUUGAACCAACAAUAA